This is a messenger RNA of Pelodiscus sinensis (Chinese soft-shelled turtle), 1458 nucleotides long. Lineage: Eukaryota; Metazoa; Chordata; Testudines; Trionychidae. The record is from RefSeq and is a predicted model, not a curated record.
CACCGUCACAUGGAGAAGGCCGAUUCCACUGACAGCCUCUACUCCCUGCAUAUCUCCAACGUGGCGCCCCCUCCCGCCUUCAUGGACAGUGCCUCUGAGGCCCACACCACCACCCCCAGCCAGUCUGACUCGGCCACAGAGGCCAACAAGCCCGGCUGCAGCUCUGAGUCGGACACAGCCAUGCCCAACGGAGACAGGACUCAGGCACCCAACUACCGCAGUCUCCCGCCUCCGGGGCAGCUGGAGAGCCAUAGGAGAACCACGGCCUUCAUGCCAUGGAAGCAGCAGUGCUCUGGGGAGCUGCUGGAGCAUGUCAACUCGACAGAGAGUGAGUGCAGCACAGAGGAAGGGGCCCAGGUCCACGCCCUCCCUAUGCUGGGCUUCCUCUACCUGAGGCAGGAGGCGCUGGUGGCUCCCUCAGUUCCCACCCUGCUGUCCACUGAGGCCCUGCGCCCUCCAUCCCCACAGGAUGUGCUGCUCGGUGGACAGCUGGAGUUAGUGCCAGUGCCGGAGCUCAGCAGCACUGACAGCUCUGAUGGGGAAGAGGCUUGUAGCCAGGGCAUGGGGGAGAAGGAGCCAGGAGUGACUCUGGAUUACCAGUCAGCCCAGAAGAUCCUGGACAGCCUGCUGAGGCAACACCACUGCCUGGAGACGGAGCCAGCGAAGGCGAGUGGAGGGGGCUAUCAGGACAGAAGCGAGACAGGCCAGGCCAAGGAGCACCAGCGCCAGAUCCGCUACUACUGGGACUUCAAGAGCCCAGGCGAGGAGCAGCCCCCACGGCAUCCGGCCCAGCAUGGAGGGGGCACCCUGCCCCGGGCCAAGGGCAAGAAAGUGUUGCCAAGGGAGCAGAUAUGUGGGGAUGGGGUGAUGGACUCCACAUUUCUGUAAGAAGGUGGAGGGGGCUGCCCAUGGGCAGAUGAGACCCCCACUCCACAGCCACGUCAUUGACCCCAGCCAUUUCUGUCUACCCUUCACCAUAGCACAGAGCUCGGGGGAUAAGGGUCACCUCACUGAGCAUAGGGAACUGUAUCUGGGUUUGCUACAGACCACCUGGGGGGGCAGAUGGAGGCAGAGAGGAGAGUGGGGGGACUCGCUGACCCAGAGAGAUCUGUGGGGAGAGGACAGGCAGGCCAGAGAAAUGAACACAGAUAGAGCCCCAGAGGGAUGGGAUGGGGGAAGGACAGACGUAGCCAGAGCUGGUGGGGACAGGCAAACUCAGACAGAAAGGGGGGGGACACAGAGGAAAGUAGGGGGUAUCCCACAGCCCCAUGUGGGGCCAGAGCAUCAAUCCAGGGCUGACCCUGGAUCCAUCCUGCUGCUCUCCUACUGGCCCCACCUGUAUAUACUUUGCUGACUUUGACCUGUCCCACCCCUACCUCCCCUGUACACAAGCACUGGGACCAAGCCACCUGCAUGAACCGACCGACCCCCUUUCAAUUAACAUUUCUGAGACCAACG